AUGCCUAUUUUCUCACCAAUCAAUGCCACCUACGGUGUAAGAGUGGAACAAAUCCUCGAGACUGAUCAGGAUUUUGUUAAAUAUCAUGAUAAAUUGAACAGAAAGUUACAGAAACUCAGACACCGCUGUCAGGGUGUUACCAAGGACACCAAGAAGUACAGCGAAAAGGAGAAGUUCUCCAAGAUCACUAGCGAUAAUUAUGAUAAGCAAUCCAAGCUUUAUGGUGUUCUUUACCUUUUGCAAGUCGAGAGAGACUUGAGUCUCGUGGAGACGUUAAAAUUAAGGGGUCGCCAAAGAGGUAAGUUAAAAAGACCAGAGAGGAAAGUUAUCCAAACUAGAUUAAAAAAAGUUGCAAAAUUAGUCGAAGGUCUAGUUGCUUUAACCCAGAACGAACAAAACUAUGUCACUCGUCUUCAAUACUUAAUAUAUUCCAAGCUGGCAAAGGCUGAAUUUAUUUUGAAUGGUAAACUAACAACCAAGAAAAAGGCUGAAAGCGACGUUGCUGGGCUUUUAGCUCUAGCAUUUGCUGGGUUGCAAUACUUAGCUGAACACAAUUAUAUCAGUGAGGAUAUUUCUAGUUUUAUCCAAUCAAAAUAUGAAUACUCUUUAAUGCAAUAUGCAGGAAAUCUUGUUUCAAAUGUGAGAUUACAAAAUUUCAUUAUUGAGUCUUUGAAAUCGAUUGGUGACAAAGAUGAGAUUGUGAAGCUACUAUUGAAUAAUGGCUUCAAGUUAGACAUAAAAGAGGUAGACGAUACAACCACAAAUUCUUUGACCAAUAUCAAUUGGAGAUCCUUCCAAGCUAAAAUAACAGAUCGUGAAGUAUCUCAUCUAAUAGAAUUGGCCGAAUCAGUUGAGAUCUCGAAGUUGUCUGAUUACAGCAGCAAACUACUAUAUUGGGAGGAUGCCUUGUCUAAACAAGAGGCAGUAAUAGCGAAUUAUGAUGAAAAUGAAUCCACCGAAAAUGCAGAUAUUGAUGAUCCACAAGAAAAUAAUCAAAUCUUACUUUCUUACGUCAAAUACAAUAAACUUAUGGUAAACAUCCUACGUGACAAUGAGAUUUGCAAAGAACUAUGGCAGCAAUGGGAUAAAUCUUGUUCAACUCUGUCUGCCAAGGUAGUGAAGUACAAAGAACUAGAACGUAUAACCAGUAAUCUCUCUGUAUUUUUACAUGAAGUCAUGGAAUUGCCAGGUAUCUAUUCGGAUGAUGAACUAAUGUACCAACUCGAACUUCUGGAUUUACACUACAAAACUUUGUUAAGCUCAAAGGCAUUGGCAUAUCUUUACCAAUCUAAGGGCAAAUAUAGAGAAGCUUUGGCAUUGCACGUAAGAUCAUUCCAAGAAUUGAACUCUAAACUCGAACAGGAUAUGCUUUACAGUAACGAUGAAAUUCUUCCUAAUUCACUUUUUGACAAACUUGACAUAGAAAAGAACCAAAGCAAUAUCAAAGCAGCCUGGACGGGUGUUAUUGCUCUAGCAGGUUACCAAAAGUCCCUAGAAACAACAGGGAAGAGUAAAUACAAGCUAUCUGUUAUUGAGAAGAUUAGUAACCAGAAGGAAAUCGAAGCUUCAGAUGUUAAUAUCAGCAACCUGUUCCCAUUAACCCCACAUAUGCAGCCUGUAGGAGCUAAGCCAACUUUAUUUGACUUGGCUUUUAACUAUAUCCAAUAUGAGAAAUUUGAACAAAGGAAUAUUACAGAAAAUAAACCAGCUGAAAAGCAAUCUAGUGAACCUGAAAACCAUAAGGAAGAACAGCCAAAGAAAAGAGGUUUCCUUGGUCUAUUUGGUCGCUAA
Messenger RNA from Nakaseomyces glabratus, 1791 nucleotides. It is a transcript of the gene SRP68, whose product is annotated as signal recognition particle subunit SRP68. Gene Ontology annotation, cellular component: signal recognition particle, endoplasmic reticulum targeting. Lineage: Eukaryota; Fungi; Ascomycota; Saccharomycetes; Saccharomycetales; Saccharomycetaceae. Gene Ontology annotation, molecular function: endoplasmic reticulum signal sequence receptor activity; signal recognition particle binding; 7S RNA binding. The record is from RefSeq and is a predicted model, not a curated record. Gene Ontology annotation, biological process: SRP-dependent cotranslational protein targeting to membrane.